CUGCUUUUGAUAGAGCAGGUUACAGGUCACACUCCCAUCUUGGUUGUUUUUAAAUUUUUAUUUUACGGAAUACAAAAAUUCGCCACCAUGAGCACUCUGAACCAGCAGUAUGAGGAGAAGGUCCGUCCCUGCAUCGAUCUCAUUGAUAAACUCCGCUCUCUCGGUGUAGAGAAGGACUUGGCGCUGCCCGCUAUCGCCGUGAUUGGAGACCAAAGCUCCGGGAAGAGCUCUGUGUUGGAGGCGCUGUCAGGGGUGGCACUGCCGAGAGGAGUUGGUAUUGUGACAAGAUGUCCAUUGGAACUGAAGAUGACAAGAAAGAAGAAAAGAGAGGGGUGGCAUGGAAAGAUAAGCUACAAGAACUAUGAAGAAGAAAUCGAAAGACCUGCACUUGUGGAGAAAAAGAUUCGAGAAGCUCAAGAUAAACUGGUGGGGAACGGGAUUGGGAUCAGCAGUGAGCUCAUCACUCUGGAGAUUGCAUCCCCUGAUGUUCCCGAUCUGACGCUCAUCGACCUGCCCGGCAUCACCAGGGUGGCUGUCAAUGGGCAGUCAGAGAACAUUGGUGAACAGAUAAAAAUGCUAAUCCAGAGUAUCAUCAAAAAACAAGAAACCAUCAGCUUGGUGGUCGUUCCAUGCAAUGUGGACAUUGCAACCACAGAAGCUUUGAGGAUGGCGCAGCAGGUGGAUCCUGAUGGAGAGAGGACUUUGGGCAUCUUGACUAAACCUGACCUGGUGGACGAAGGCACAGAAGAGACAGUGGUUAAAAUUGUCCUUAAUGAAGUCAUCCCUCUGAAGAAGGGUUACAUGAUUGUCAAAUGCAGAGGUCAGAAGGAGAUCACAGAGAAGGUGUCUCUUACGGAAGCUCUAGUAAAAGAGGAAGCCUUCUUCAAGGAGCAUGCUCAUUUCCAGUUUCUCUAUGAUGAAGGUCAGGCCACUGUUGCUAAACUGGCAGAAAAACUGACUCUUGAACUGGUGCAUCAUAUCCAGAAGUCUCUGCCUCGGCUUGAUGAGCAGAUACAGAAGAAACUGAAAGGUACUAAGGUAAAGCUGGACAAAUUAAGCAAUGGACCUCCUUCUGAUGCAAGUGAGAGACUUGGUUUCCUCAUUGAUAGAGUGUCAGCAUUCACACAGGAUGCUAUCAGUCUCACCAAAGGUGAAGAAUUAAGAUGUGGAUACAAGUCCAACAUCUUUUCCACGCUCAGAACUAAGUUUGAAGCAUGGAAGGAAGCCAUUGAGAAAUCUGGAACAAAUUUCAGCUGGAAUAUUCAGAGAGAGGUCUCUCAGUAUGAAAAAAAGUAUCGUGGAAGAGAGCUGCCAGGGUUUAUCAACUAUAAGACCUUUGAGGCCAUGAUCCAGGAGCAGAUCAAACAGCUGGAAGAGCCUGCUGUCCAGAAACUCAAGCAAGUAUCAGAGAUUGCAAAGAAAGAGCUGUUUGAGUUGGCACAGAACAGCCUGGUUGGCUUUCCUAACCUCAUCAGAACAGCAAUGUUGAAGAUUGAAGCCAUCAGAAAUGAAAGGGAAGCUACAGCAGAGUCCAUGCUGAGGAUGCAGUUCCAGAUGGAGCUGGUUGUCUACACUCAGGACAACACAUACGGCAAGAUGUUAGCAAAGCGGAAGAGGGAAGAUGAACAGCAGCCUGUUUUUCCCUGUGGUUCAGCCCCAAAAACCCUUGUGAACAGUAACAGCAGCGAGGCCACCCUGAAAGAGAUGCUGAAACACCUUAGAUCCUAUUACCAAAUUGCCGGUCAGCGUCUGGCUGACCAGGUCCCCCUGGUGAUCCGCUAUCAGAUGCUGCAGGAGUUUGCCAGGCAGCUGCACAGGGAGAUGCUGCAGAUGCUUCAGGACAGGGAGAGAACAGAGACCCUGCUUCAAGAAGACAGUCAAACAAAAAUUCAGAGAGAACAAUUUCAGAAGUCCCUUAAGCGCCUCUCAAGUGCUCGUCUUCUGUUGACUGAUUUUAGUAUGAACACAUACAACUUCAGCUCAAACACAAGCUUAAAACCAGAUUUCUAAUCUGUAGCACAAUAGUUGACUUCACUCCACUUGUAUUACACACUGCUAAGAUUAAAAUGUUAUUUUAACUUGUAAUCAUCUGAAAUAAAAAAAAAACAUUGAAGGUAUAGGAAUGAAUCUUUCCAUAGCAUUGACUCUGGAAACACAGUUUGUGAUUUUAUUAUAGAUUUUUCUUUUUAUUAUUUCUGUUAACAGCCUAACAUCUAAAAAAAAAAAAAAA
Messenger RNA from Archocentrus centrarchus (flier cichlid), 2230 nucleotides. RefSeq names its product interferon-induced GTP-binding protein Mx-like. Gene Ontology annotation, biological process: defense response to virus; synaptic vesicle budding from presynaptic endocytic zone membrane; receptor internalization. Gene Ontology annotation, molecular function: GTP binding; microtubule binding; GTPase activity. Bases 88 to 2010 code for a protein of 640 amino acids. The transcript has 12 exons. NCBI's taxonomy places the organism in Eukaryota, Metazoa, Chordata, Actinopteri, Cichliformes, Cichlidae. The record is from RefSeq and is a predicted model, not a curated record. Gene Ontology annotation, cellular component: synapse; nucleus; cytoplasm.